CGCAAGCAGGGUAGUCUUGGCCCGGACCUCCUGCUCAUCGCGCGCCCCGACAUGAUGUCAAUCUCUCACGACUACGGCGUCUUCAUCGAGGACGAGGGCAUGAUCGCCCUCCGCGGGCUCUUUCUCAUCGACUCUAUGAGGGUAUCCUCAGCAAUCACGAUCAAUAACCUCCCAAUCAACCGCUCGGUCGAGGAGACGAUCCGGCUCGUGAAGGCGUUCCAGUUCACC
Molecule: messenger RNA, 228 nt
Organism: Epithele typhae
Lineage: Eukaryota; Fungi; Basidiomycota; Agaricomycetes; Polyporales; Epitheliaceae
Exons: 2
Biological process (GO): cellular response to stress; response to oxidative stress; cell redox homeostasis
Cellular component (GO): cytosol
Molecular function (GO): thioredoxin peroxidase activity
Source: RefSeq, a predicted model, not a curated record